Messenger RNA from Amoebophrya sp. A120, 4582 nucleotides. Lineage: Eukaryota; Dinophyceae; Syndiniales; Amoebophryaceae. The record is from the annotation of a GenBank genome assembly.
GAUGCGUAAGAACUUUCAACCCAGCCGCUGCAAUAAGGAGCGUCUUCACUACUCUUCCCAGAGUUGCACCCUCUGUUUCUACUGCUUACAUCACCCCCAGAGCGACGUUUCUUCGAAUUGCGUUUUCAUCAUGCAAUUGUAAAACGAAAUCGAAAUCGAAUGGAUAUGGAAAACCAUACAUGAUCUAUCUUCAUCUCUAGAAGCAUGGUUUAUUGCUAGACUCCUUUCAUAAAUUCAUUCUCGAUGAUCUUGUUGCGCCCGCGACCAGGCCGUCGCAAGGACGGCAGUGCGUCUACCUUUUCCGGCUUCGUGCACACGUUUUCUGAGGAAACACUUAGAUUUAUGUACGUGGCGACUGUCUUCCUGCACUUUUGUGAUUGGGGGCUGCUGCGCACAGCCACAGCGUCUUCGUUGAUCAAUGACAAGAGAACCGCCGACUCGCAAACGAGUAUUUUGCGGGGCAGGAAGAGGAACAGCCGGGAGAGCAGCAGCCGUGAUGGAAGUAUGGCAUCACGUAGAUCAGGUGGUUAUGCUCGACCUCUGCGAGAUCGAGAUGAGGAAAAUAAAAGUGCCUUACUAGGCUCUCCCCGAGCGCGAAAUCGUUCUCGGGGCCAGGAGUUGCUGGUUCCGUCACAAGAGACAUCGACCGAGGAAGAGACCACACGGGCUUCCCCUGGUGGAAAGGGCAAUCAGACUGAUGGUGAUGAUACCGCAAAAGUUUGCAAGCUCAGCAGCACUGGUGUGGUAACAAAAAAAAUGCGGAAACCCACGAAGAAGGUCUUGCGUGCUUCCGACGACGCGCAAGAGAGACUAAGGCACAUGUUUGGAGAGCAUUCCUGGCGCAGUUGCAAGUGCUACGAUCGUAUGAAUUGCAAAUAUCGUCGUGCCCGGGUCCUGAAACUGGUGAUGCGGAAUUGUGGAUGGUUGGAUAGGAACAGUUCUAAGUGCAUCCAAGCAUGAUAAAUUUUUCAAACGACCCUUUCGCCGGCGCAGCGCUCACAAAGAAGGUGCGCUAUUGUGGGUUGUGCAACACUUUCAUCUGGUCCUUUGAAAGGAAUCAUGCAAGUUAAGCUGUGUAUUUGCAAGCUCAACUUUUCCGGAGACGGAGAUAUUUGCAUUGCAUAGGCCGACCACGCAGCGAUGAGGCAGAGCAGCGCAGACUCAACAACGAAAGCUCGUUGACUUCUUCCUUUUCAAUUGACGGCACCGCGGACUGCGGCACUUCGACAGCAGUGCGGCAGGCAUGUAGUGUUUGCAAGGAGUGGUCUGCAAGCAGUGACAGCACAGGCUGUGGAGGUUUCGCGCUGAAACAAGAAAACGGAAAGUGUGUAGGACGAGUGUAUCCGCAACCGCGGCAGCUUCUGACUGCAUCAUCCUCGGCAGCCGGUCAUACGAAGGGCAGUUUUCUGGAAAUGUUUCAACGUAAAUCUAAAUAUUUGGCGUCCGCGACCACUUCUGGAAACGAAAAGGCAAAGUCGAACCUCGGCGCCGCCAAAAGGCACCAGCAGGAUACCACUGCAGACAAGGAGGCGGACGGUAUCCAUAGCUCCGGGACGUGCGCGGUUAAUCGGCGGGGUCUGACUGCCGCCAUGUCGAAAACUUUUUCCGUUCUGGACACAAAGAUCUCCAAGGAAGACCAGGAGCGGAUGAACGACGCUGAACUGAGUUCGAAUGCCGAAAACGAUGUUGAGAGUCUUGGAAAUAGAAUCCAAACUGCCGCACUGCCGAACAAGAAUGCGGGUACCGGUGUCGUGUACGACACAGUGAAGUGGGUUCUGGAGCGAUCGGCACUCGCAAGUUCGAGCGAGAGCGCUGCCGCGAUUCCGGACCUCGCGCAUUCGGUUGUUAACGCGACGUUCCAGGAAGCGACGAACGGUGCGAUCGAUGAGCCGCCCGCUCGUCUGCAGAGUGCCAUCGUCCUAAUCGAACUCGAAGUCGCUGUAGUCACGUCAGUCCCGACGGGCGCCUAUGUUGGUCGUGACCCCGCAGACACCGCAAUGAGAGCAGCGAAGGAAGUGCUCGUAAGACGUGACGUCGAAGCGACGGAGGCCGGCUGGCUGGCGAAACGCUAUGUCGAGAGCUACUUCAAGCUUGGCGCUGCGGAUGAACUGAUAAAAGCAAAUAUUUUGGGGGCUUUGGGGCUUCCUGUACUGACACCUCUUCCCAAAAACGCGCUCAGGGACGCGGCGUUCGCGCGGCUGCAGAGGGUUGUGAAGAGCAAUGUCGGCGAUGAAGACAGAGGUGCCGUGGUGGCAGCCUUGACGCGGACGAUACUUGGGAUCGUUGACGGAGCGAGCAUUGAUGAAGCGACGGUCACCACGGACGCUGAAGCGAUUGCGGACGCGGCUAUCGUGUGGCAUUCGGAUCGGAAUGACACAACCCUUGCAGCCGUCCACCACGCCAUCAAAACCGCUCUCCUCGCCGCCGGGUUUACGUGGCCAGAUCAAAUGGAGCAUAACACGGAAAACACCGCUGCGGCAGACACGAUUGCGGACGGUAAUUCUACUGCGCUACCCAGCGCCGCUUCUGCAGAAGCACGGAUUCGCGCAUACGUGCGAGAUAACGAAGGGACGCAUCACCGAGACUUUGUGCGCAACCUAAGACCGAUUCUACAGACUGCAGGUCUGCCGCAAACCGGCUCACCACCACGGGAUCUUUUUCACGCGACUACCAUCGCUGACGCCGUUUGCGGCGUAGAUUCAUCAUGGGUUCUUCCAAAAGAGGAUAUCAACGUGGACGGUCUUUCCGCUGCGAUCACGGCGGCGCUCACCGAGGCUCAGACCUUUGCAGACACAGAUGAAACCUCCACCGUGGUCUCGUCCUUUCUAUUGAAGCUUGACGCACCAGAACACCAAGACAGGGCGUCGCUCGAAAAGCUCGAAGAUGUGGUACUCGAGGUCUACGGCGGUUUGGAAUCGACAGAGAAAGAAACCGUACGCGUAGCAGAGCUCUACGAAGCGGUCGAGCAAAAACGCUGGUGCGAACACGGCACCCAUGAGGACGAGUGUACGCCUUUUGUGUGCACUUUCACGCCAAGAAGCGAGCUCACCACGACUGAGCAACCAGUAGAACGACCCGACCGGCACAACGACGCGGACGCGUGGAGAUGGCUCGCAACCGUAGACGGCGACAUUGAUCUAAAUUUGCGUGUUCCGUAUCUUACGAAUGCACAAAUUGAGCUCGCAGGACUUGCGAAUGGCACGGAAAUAGUCGCGCAACAGAUCUUAUACCACUGGUAUUGCACGACCAGCACCAGUGAAGAGGUUGAGGGGGAGGACGCAGGGUUGCAAUCUCGAGCGCAUCAAGAAGGGAAGCCAGAUACCGAUGAGCAGUGGACGUUCUGGGUGCGAAGACAGUUCGACACCGCAUUGGAUUGCGGAGAAGUUCCGGGUUCACGACCCGCAACGGCUAGCGCCUCCAGCGAAAACGGCACAGCGGAUUCACUGGCAAUCCCGUCAGAUGAGAGCAAUAAAGGUACCGAUCCGGCGAACGGAACUAUUUCAGCGGCCCUGUCCUCCAGCAGGACUGCGCUGACGCCGGACGGCGCUUCGGGGCCGGCCCUGUUUCUCGCGUUGUGCGGCGGCUUCCUCGGGAUGUCAGCGCUUGUGUCGGUAAUUUACGUGUGUUGCUGCAUGGGCGGCGGGCGCAAUGCAGCUGGUAAUCUGUCCGAUCCCUACUCCGCGGGCGGGCACUACUCACAUUUGGAUCGGAAUUUCGUUGACCUAGCGCUGAACCGAACGUCUGAGGCAGACGACUUCGCGCGUGUCUCCGACGAGGAAUUUCCCACGGGUGAGUACACGGGUCCAAGGAUAAUUUCCUCUCCAAAGAAACACCAAGAGGGUAGUACUGGCGCUUCUGCCAUGUUGGACGACACGGUAGAUAAGAAAGCACGCAAGGUCAAGAAAGCCCAAUCUAAGGUCACUUUCCUGGAGCAAGGAUAUGUGGCUAUAACAACUAAAGCAUCAGGAUCGACGCAGGCCAAAAAGCAGCGUUCGGGCAAAAGCAGCGAGGAUCGAGCUCUAGUAGUUGAAGCGGCAAUGGAUUUACUGACGCCGCGCGGCCCCUCGGAGGAUUACAAUGCGGCCGAUUUGGCGCAACGGGGCAGAUCUGAAUCCGCGGGCUACGACGGAUCAACAUUCCUAAAUCCCGCGGUUGACUACGACAACGUUGGAGCCCAGAGCACCGAUGGCUUCAAGGGAGGCCGAAUGUCGACCGGGUCUGGACUGGAGGCAGUGGCUUCGGGACUCGAGCGAGCUGCGAAAACGCCCGAGCAGGUCAUUCAAGAGAAGUUCGCCACCAAGCAAAUUCCCGGACCACCUCCCGCUCCGCGCAUCAGGACCGACGCGGCUUUGCAGAAGGCGCCCAUUCCAAGGUGAAGCAGCUUACGCGUGCUGCGUCGAUGCGUUAGCUCGAUACGCACGACCUGUAGUUAGAUGAAAUUAAGACAGAAGUAGAAACUGUCCCCGUAAUAGCUACCUAGCAGGUAGAAUUUUUGACAACGACAAGAAAUCUACCCCAUUCAUCAUCCCAUAGGAUAGAUACCCAUUCUUUCAGAUAAAAAAGAACGCACGAUGACAAAAAG